GGUUCCAGUCGAUAGAUGAACCCAGUGCGCGACCGUCGAUUAGUAGAAUCAGCAGCGUGAUCGGCGUCGACAAAACCAUGUAGAUAGAGUGUUUUACAGCCGAUGACGUUGUAGACUAAUCCGACGUCAGGUGUCGAGAUAAAAUACUGAAGCGCACGAAGUAGAUCAAGCUGAUGCUCCUCCUCAGGACGGCGUAGGAACUGAGCGAGCUGACUGGCCGCGUAGGCUAGAUCAGGACGACAAGUGACAGCGGCGAAGAGUAGACAGCCUAGCUGCUGUUGAUAGAUCUGUAAACCAUUUGAAGUUAACAGUGCGGUGUUCGGUUUGUGGUCAGUCGGUAGUGAGCGGUACGGUGUAGAGACUGUAGUAGGUGUGAGGUUGAAGCGGGCAGCGAGAGUUGCUGUGUACUUCGAAGUGGUGAGAUGAAUAGUUGUCGGUGAACAGGUAAUGUUCAGUCCAAGAAACUGUGAGACUGUUUCGGAGACAGUAAGUUGUAGAUUUUUCUGUAAUUUCAGUAUGAAGGUCUCGGCAAGAGAAUCGGUAGUACUGACGUAUAAGAUGUCGUCGACGUAGGCAACGAGUAGAAUGUAGUUGUUGCCGUCGGUCAGUAGAUACAUUCCUUGAUCAUGCGGUAGUUGACGAAAACCGGCAGUGACCAGCUGCGAGUGAAGAUACUGCUGCCAGAGCCAUGGUGCCUGUUUAAUGCCGUACAGGGACUUCCGUAGACGGCAAACACUCGGUGGGUUAGUAGUAUAAGAAUGUGGGUACUCUACCAGGAAUAAUGCGUCGACAGGCGCGUAGAGAAACGCAUUCGAGACAUCGAUUUGACGAAGACGUAGAUUACGGCAGGCGGCGACACAAAGUAGAAUCCGAACGCUUGUAUGUCGGCCGACAGGAGCAAAGGUGUAACACGAACGGCUUCGUCGGAUACGACGGGCAUCGGCUGCUGUUGGCGAUCACGUUCAUAGCUGAGACGAACUUCACGAACAUCAUCCGGGACAGCAUCUGCAAUGAAUUCAGGUGUGGAGAAGAGAAAUCGGGCAGGGACGUUGAAGAAAGAAGAUUGUGUAACAGCACGGCGUGGUCCAUAGCAUACGGCCAAAAUUGCGGUGGAAGGGCUGCCUGCGUCAGCAGAGCACGCAUCUUCUCCUGCAGAGUCCUGUUCAUCCUUUCGGCUACCCCCAUCUGUUGGUGUGCAUGUGGCAGCGACUGCUUCCGUUUGAUGCCGAGUGUCUGAAGGUAGUCUGUGAAGGUGUUGCUGGUGUACUCCCCUGCACCAUCGCUCUGAAAUUCUUGCAGUUUUACGCCUGACUCUCGUUCAGCGACAGCGAGCCACGCGAUGAAGACGGAGUGAGCGAGAUGGCGCACAGGUAAGUUAGCUGUCCAGACAUAGCGUGUAGAUGCUUCGAUGAAGGUUAUCACAUACUUCUCGUCUUUAGGUCCUGCUUCAGACAAGUUGAGUAUGUCGCUGUAGAUUUUCUGCAUCAGUUUAUAACGGGUUGAGCCGGGAAAAUGACUUGGAAACGGAUCGUGCGUAAGGUUGGCAACUGGACAGGUGGUGCAAACCGUCGGACAAGACUGCGGCUUCAUCUCCGUGCCAUCAGGUAGAAAUCGGAGUUAGUAUAAAAAGAAGAAAGAAGAAAAGGAGAAAGUGCUGGUGACUUGUCAAGUUCUCCUUCGACGAAACGGUGAAGAGGUAUUGCGACGACAGCUUCUGUUGGACUCGGCUGCGCAGUUACGGCUUCCUGUUCUGCUGCUUCAACGACGUCGGGUUCAUCAGCUGCAAGACCACUUAUUUCUCCCCAAAGUGGUGCUGGAGUUCCUUGGAAGGCUGCUCGGGUAUUAUAAAAGGUGCGCCACGCGUUGGCACUUUCAUCGGCGGUGUUGAAUUCCCAGAUAUCCAACGCGGGACCAAGUGCAAGGACGCGUUCAGAAUCACCAGAAGUUCCUUGUGCUGCGAACUGAAGUACCGAUACGCCAUGUUGAGUGGCGGCACGACCAAGGAGUUGAGCUGUGGAAAGAAGGUUGAAACCAAGACCAGCGACGAUAAGAACGUUCGUAACAUAAAGUAUGGGACGACGAAGCGGACACUGAUUCGUGAUGAAGCUUGCUUCGGCAGAACACAUAUGCCAUCCGCAGCAGCUAUGCGAAGACCGGCGGGUGCUGCUGCGACGUUGAAGAACUCUGCGGUGGUUUCGGCAUCUGCUGCUGCUGAGACGUUAACUGCUGCUGUGGCGGUUGUGUCUUCAGUGACUGCUGCGAUCGGUGAUACGGCUGCGAAGUGCUGCGACGAUUUUGAUGACGGCUGCGACAGUUUUGGUCAAGAUCUUGCUGCUCGGCUUGAAGAUAAGAAGAAAUUUCAGCUUCGGAGAGGUUGGGAUUCAUGCGCAGGAAGGCGCACGUCUGUCGCCAUUCGGGUCCAAGACCAGCCAGAAGGACCGUGAGAUACAUCUCACGAGGGAAGUAUCCCCCACUUUUCUCCAGUUGAUCACGUAGUGUACGGACACGGUUAACGUAAUCCAUGACGUUUUCGUUUGUCAUCAUGUGCACACUUGUCAGCUGCGAAAGUAUUUUACUCACUGUUAUCGUAUCCUUUGCCAUGUAUACCCCUUUCAGAUGAUUCCAUGCAGUUUCGGCUGGUGUGAAACUUGAGUGAAAUGAUCGAACGCCGAGUUGCUCCUUCGGCGACAGGUUUCGGACAAGAACUGUAUACGCCCCGAGAGAGGCGUGCAAGAAACUCUGCUGCUCCAGUUGUGUUCCCACUACAGGAUAUGUAAAUUCGCCAGUGAAGAACGGCCAUAGCCCAGCGGACUGCGCCAUAAGCUCAAACUCAAAACUCCAGGAGUAAAAAUCCACUCCAUUAAAAGGUGCAGUCGAUGGAGCACCUGGAGUAUUCACAGAAGGCGGAUUCUGCAUACCGAUAUUAGCAUAGGCUGGUGGAAAGUGCCCAGAGGCUGAGAGACCAGCAGCGGUAGUGGAGGCAUGUGCUCGAGUAGUCCCAGUAACUGAUCCAGCAGAUGGUGCUGGUGUUGGACCAGUCAUAGUUGAUGGUAGUCUUAAUUCCAGAUAGUUCUCAUACCAUGAAGUAAAUCGUCUGGUGUUGAAAUAGACUAAGUAUAAAAGU
This is a messenger RNA of Closterium sp. NIES-67, 3124 nucleotides long. NCBI's taxonomy places the organism in Eukaryota, Viridiplantae, Streptophyta, Zygnematophyceae, Desmidiales, Closteriaceae. The record is from the annotation of a GenBank genome assembly.